Messenger RNA from Leptinotarsa decemlineata (Colorado potato beetle), 1648 nucleotides. RefSeq names its product DNA-dependent metalloprotease SPRTN (gene mh). NCBI's taxonomy places the organism in Eukaryota, Metazoa, Arthropoda, Insecta, Coleoptera, Chrysomelidae. Gene Ontology annotation, molecular function: single-stranded DNA binding; polyubiquitin modification-dependent protein binding; metalloendopeptidase activity. The record is from RefSeq and is a predicted model, not a curated record. Gene Ontology annotation, cellular component: nucleus. Gene Ontology annotation, biological process: DNA repair.
GACAGUUCACCAGCUGUGGAGCUGUUAUUGUCUAGUUUAGUGUUUAUUUCAUUUCAAUUUCAGUUUCGAGUUUCUAAAUGUUAAUUUUUCUGUUUUCUAUAUGAGCUCCGCAUAUGAAAGUUUUUUUUGAGAAAUGGCUGAAGUAGAUUAUCAGAUGGCCCUUCUUUUAGAGUAUAAGUUUGAACAAGAAAAGUCAUGUCUUUCAGACUUGCAAUUGGCAAAAUCCUUACAAGAACAGUAUGAAAAAGAAUAUGCAGUUGAGCGUCCUGUACAAAACUUGGUGUACGAAAAGAUAAAUCAGAAUUCUUCAAAAAACCCAACCAAAUCUCUCACUGAUCCUUCUUGGGAAGUAAUUGAUCCGACUCCAGACAUUCAUAAUCUUUUCAUGGCCUUCAAUGAAAGAUUUUUUUGGAACAAACUUCUGGCAGUCUGCGUUUCCUGGAGUAAGCGCAUGACAUCAUGUGCAGGAAUAUGCAGCUACGAUGGUCGUGGAGGAAUGUGUAGAAUCACUCUGAGCGAGCCAUUACUGAAACUGAGGCCACGAAAGGAUCUGGUAGAAACUUUGCUCCACGAAAUGAUUCAUGCUUAUCUUUUUGUUACUCACAAUAAUAGAGAUCGGGAUGGACAUGGUCCUGAAUUUCAUAAACAUAUGUAUAGAAUAAACGCUGAAUCAGGUACAAAUAUAACUGUUUAUCACAAUUUCUUUGAUGAAGUUAGACUCUAUAAGCAACACUGGUGGAGAUGCAAUGGUCCCUGUCAAAAAUGGAAACCUUUUUUUGGAAUGGUUCGACGGGCUAUGAAUAGACCACCAGGACCUAAUGACAAAUGGUGGGGCAAACAUUCUAUGGAUUGUGGAGGAAGUUUCAUUAAGGUUAAAGAACCGGAAAAAAAUGUUAAAACUGUUUCUACGGCAAAAUCUGGAUCUGAUAAAACAAAACAAGAUAUUAGGAAUUUCAUUCCACUGGUGGGUAAAAAAUCAGCUGACACAUCUGCGAAUAAUACUCCUACCACUUCUAAUGACAACACCAAAAUCAGCAAUGUUAUUCCAAAGUCAAACAUAUUUGGAUUCAAUGAUUUGAACGGUUCUACUAAAGCAACAAAGACUAACAGUAGUGGUAAUGGUUUCAAAGGAUCUAUUCGAAAUAACAGUAGCACUGUGAUUAUCAAUAAAAAACCUAGUAGUAGCACAAAGGAUGUAGAAACAAUCAAUUCUAAACAAACUGAUCCUCCUCCAAGUACUUCACAACCACCGAAGGUUCGGAGCCAUGACGAUUACUCUGUAGUACGUAAUCAUUGGACAAACAAAUUUCCUGUUAAAUCUGCAACAAAACGUAGCUUUGAUGAUACCGAUUCUACUCGGAUCCCGUCAGAAAAACUUCCUAAAUUAUCUCAACCUACCAUCGAAUGUCCUAUUUGUAGCAAAAAGAUUUCAGAGGAGCAUCUCAAUAGUCAUAUAGAUGACUGUCUCCUGGAAGACAAUCCUCGAGUAUGCAUUAUUUGUGAAAAAAAUAUUCCAUUGAGAGAUUAUCAAGACCAUGUCAACAAGUGUUCAGAAGAGAUUUUCAAAGAUGAUGUUUUUGUAGAAGCAACUGAAAAUGUACCUGAAUGCUGGAAAAAAACUAAGAAGAAAAAAAAAUUUGAAAGAUAA